GAUACACAGAACUAGCAAAAAGCUAUUAUACAAUGGGACAAACUCAGCAGGAAGCUAAGUCAAGCAGUGUUGCCCAAGGGGAGCACAGGAUACCUCAGAGGUAUCACAGGCCACGCACACAGAGUCCUUGGGACUGAUAACUCCAGUCUCUUCCAUGGGAAAAGCCAAGCUCCCAGGAAUGGAAACAUAACUUCUCCUAGGCCCUGGCUCCAGCCCCAGACUGUACUUGACCAAGACUCCCUGGACAAGGACACGGCCUCCGCUUCCUUUUGUCCUUUCCUGAAGGCCUCUGAGAAAGCCUUGGAUCAGCUCAACAAUCAGCUGCUUGCUAGACUUAGAACAUGAAAAAAAAAUCUCAUUACUAGCAUUAUUGCCCUUUAAUACUUACCUUUGAGCCUCUUAAAAAUAUUGCUUGAAAGCCAGGUGUGGGGACACAUGCCUGUAGUCCCAGCCCUUGGGGGCUAGAGCCAAGAAGAUUAUAAAGUUUGAGGUCAGCCAGUUCCUUCAGGCCCUGACUUUUAAUAAUCAGGAAUAAAAUAAAAUGGAUCAUUGUCUGUCAUCUAUUGAAACAUUACCUGUGAUGCCCUCGGAAAACACAGUAGCCCUUUUGUGAGGUAUGUAGUAGUACUUCAGUUCUGUGCACACCAGAUACUGAACUAAUCCAUGUUAAGUGGCUCUGUCACUCAGCAGACCUUCAUUGACUUAUUUUUGGAGGUCUGUAACUUGAUUACCUAACCCAAAGAAAAAAUAGGAAGUGAAUAUCUGUUAUUUCCCCAUCACCCCCAAGCAGUUCAGGUUUGUGUCCACACCAUCAGUCACCCCAAAGGAAAGGGAAAGAGGUGCUGCCAUCAACUCAGGUGACUAAAUUUCCAUAGAGCAGGUGAUUUGCCUCAUCUAAUGAAAUGAAAAUAGAAUCGCUAUUUUCUCUCUUAAUCUCAUGUCUCAUUAACUAGAACAAAUACAUUGUUUUAGAGUCACAUUUCUUGAUGGACCACAUAUGCACCCUCUAUCAGAAAGAGCACACUGUAGUUAGUGUCCAUGGCUACCAAGGGUGCAGAACUUGAGCUGUGGCAGAGUUAGGAACCGUCAGUUCUGGCAGUGCCAACGAGCUGAUGACGCUUAGUUAUUUCUCUUCUUUGUUUAGAAUUGUCUGUAGAUAGUGCACUCCCCAUUCACUGCCUCAGGGUAGAGCUCUCUGCCUUGCCUGUAGGACACUAUUGCUUCAUUCCACUUAGGUAUGGUAAGGAGAUGCCAGACAAACACAUUGGCUCACUCUGGUAUAGCCAGUCCAGAGAGUGUGACUCCAACAAACUGGUAAUACCUAACAUCCAACAUUCUAACCCCAAUUGCAUGUAGCCUAGAAUUCAGACACCGACAACUUCAACACUCCCCUCUGGAUGUCGUGUUUGCAUUCUCCAGCUCUCCUCUCCCCUUCGCAGUAGUCCAGCUCUGUAUACAGGGUCUCUAUCAGCCACUCUAGCAACUCAAUCUCCAUUGCAUUUCAUUCCUUCAUUUUUAAAAACACUUAUUUCCUUGUUAUACGUUUCUGUUUGCCUAAGACUUAGGUCUUUUGGGACAGGGCCCUUAUUUGCUUUGUGCUAGAACUAGGCAUUAAUGACUGCAGAUUGAAUUUACGACUGUCAGCUGGAGUUGCUUUUACCCUGAAGGGGAAUGCGGCAAUUUCUGCAGAUAGUUUUAGUGGCUGCAGCUGAGGGACGUGCUGCUGGCGCCUAACAGGCAGAGACUAGACGUGCUGCUAAGGGCUCUGUGUGGAACAGUUCCCACCAGCAAAGAGUGAUCUGGCCCAGACUGAGAGAGAGAAAUCUUUCAAUGCACUGUUAAGUUUUCUGCAGCAUACACUGAAGGAAGCCCUUCAGCCGUAAUGCAGACUCCAAGAUCUGCGAGUGGCCUACUUAUUUAAGAGUUUCUCAAGCCUGUGGGUGCAUUAGCAUCUCCCGGAGAGCUUGUCAAAGCACUAGAGUCUGGAUCUCCUCCCAAGUAUCGGAACAUUAGAUUCUGCAUCGCUGGAAGUUUUUGAGCCAUGCUGAUGUUGUUGGCUCCAGACCCGCAUUUUGUGAACAGCUGCUUUAAAGAGCACAGGUACCUGGAGGAUUGAUUUAAGCCUUUCCUCCUCAAAGUCAUAGCCACGGUCUAGAGAGGCACCUUGCUGGGCAGCCAGGCCUUUCCUGGUUCUGUCUCUCCCCACUCAGUAUCUGCCAGAGUGUCUGUGGCUGGCCAUGCCUUAAUAUACCACAGAGACCACAUUCUAGAUACCAAAUGGUAAUAGCGGGGGAACCUACGCCUCUCUGCCCUCUCCCCAUGCAUUAACCAGUUACCAUCCAGAGGUCCAGGACCUUGAACAGUAGAUGACAUCUUCCCUCCUACAUCCAGAUGCCAGUCCUUGAGAGUAUCUGCUCCGAAUCAGGCUUAAGGGCGGCGUCCAGACUCAAAAAUAUUGAGUGUCAGCAAGAAAUCUAUUGAAACAAGUUUGUCACAUCGGUAGUUUUCAAAGUGUGACCCUUGGACCAUCAUCAUCACCAACCAUACAAAUUCUUGAUCCUCACUCCAUUAUCUGAAACUGAGAUUGGAACCUAGUCAUGUGUAACACGCCCUCUGAGUGUUUCUGUUGCUGGCUUAAAAUAGACAUACAGGAAAUACCCCCUCCCGCCCCACAAGUUCAAGAACUCCUGAUGUGGACUGUUUUCCUUUCUUACCUGUGGUCGCCAGAGAUGCCCACAGCAUCAGUACCCUCCCAAAGGCUUCCCUGUAGGGCCUCAGCGCCCGACAGGAAACAGCUAGACCACCUCGGUAGAAUCUGCCAUUCGUAUGCGGGAUUUUCUGACUGUCUCUGGCAUGGCAGGGUGCUGGAGGUAGACCAUAUCAGCCCUCGGACGCACAGACCCUGGCAGGAUCGCUCGGGCUGGGGAAGGAGAUGAUGUGGGCCGGUUUUCUGGGGUGCCCGGCUGGCGUCCCGCCCUGCGUUCCUGCGUAAACAGGCGGUUCCCUCGGCAACGCCUGGAACCCACGUCAAGGUUCUACCGCCCCGUUUCGGCCGAGCCCCACCCACUUCUCGCGGCGGCCACUUGGGUCCGCUCAGCCCUUCACCCUGCUGCGGGAUGAGCAGAGCGGCGACCUGCGCGGGGCCCCAUGGAGGAGCAGGAGCGGCCCCCCGGCCGCCCGCCCGCGAGCGUGGCCUUACCAGGCAGCGCUCAUCCGGGCGGGGCGGCUUCCACGGCCACCGCGGCCGCGCUGUCGUUCAGCGCCGUCGCCACGGUAACCCUGGGAAACCAGAGUGAUGCGGGCCGGCCGGAGGCGGCGGGGUCUCGGGGACCUGCGCCGCUGCUGUGGCACGGGGCGGCGGUGGCCGCCCAGGCGCUCGUGCUCCUGCUCAUCUUCCUGCUGUCUAGCCUGGGCAACUGCGCGGUGAUGGGGGUGAUCGUGAAGCACCGGCAGCUGCGCACGGUCACCAACGCUUUCAUCCUGUCGUUGUCCCUGUCCGACCUGCUCACCGCGCUGCUCUGUCUACCCGCCGCCUUCCUAGACCUGUUCGCGCCUCCCGGAGAUUCGGGGCCCUGGCGCAGCUUCUGCGCCGCCAGCCGCUUCUUCAGUUCGUGCUUUGGCAUCGUGUCCACGUUCAGCGUGGCGCUCAUCUCUCUGGACCGUUACUGCGCCAUCGUGCGUCCGCCGCGGGAUAAGCUGGGCAGGCGACGCGCUCUGCAGUUGCUGGCCGGAGCCUGGCUGGCGGCGCUCGGCUUCUCGCUGCCUUGGGAGCUGCUUCGGGCGCCCAGGGAGCCCCCUGCUCCGCAGAGCUUCCACCGCUGCCUUUACCGGACCUCCCCAGACCCCGCGCAGCUGGGCGCCAUCUACAGCGUGGGGUUGGUGGUGGCCUGCUACCUGCUGCCCUUCCUGCUGAUGUGCUUCUGCCGCUACCACAUCUGCAAGACCGUGCGCCUGUCGGACGUGCGCGUGCGGCCGAUGACCACCUACGCGCGCGUGCUGCGCUUCUUCAGCGAGGUGCGCACGGCCACCACCGUGCUCAUCAUGAUUAUCUUCGUCAUCUGCUGCUGGGGCCCCUACUGCUUCCUGGUGCUUCUGGCGGCGACUCGGCAGGGUCAGGCCACUCAGGCCCCCUCGUUGCUCAAUGUGGCGGCUGUAUGGCUGACGUGGGCCAAUGGGGCUAUCAACCCUGUCAUCUAUGCCAUCCGCAACCCCAACAUUUCCAUGCUCCUAGGACGCAAUCGUGAGGAGGGUUACAGGACUAGGAACAUGGAUGCUUUUUUGCCCAGCCAAGGUCUAGGUUUGCAUGCCAGAAGCCUCAAUCACCUUCGAAAUGGCUGUACCAGCAGGCUGGGGGCUUGUAGCAGGAUGCCUUCUUCCAACCCGGCUAGCGGGGCAGGAGGGGAAGUGGUCAUGUGGGCUCGCAAAAACCCAGUUGUGCUCUUCUUUCGAGAGGGACCACCAGAUCCAGUUAUGGCAGUAGGCAAACAGCAUAAAUCUGAAGCCGGGGGCAGUAGCCACUAAGAAGGGUUGAGGUGGACAGCUUGUAAUAACAGUAGAUUUCCACCCCUCUCAUUUAGUGAUGCGGGAAUCAGGGAGAAUUGUGAAUGUCAUAAAGCCAAACAUUUAAAACUAAAAAGACAGGAAUGGGAGGGGUACCACUUCAUUCCCAAACAUAAAAGUCGCAAAAAAUCAUCCCCUUUCUUCAAAAGUGCCAAAAGGAAUGUGAAAUGCAAAAUUUCAAACAAUCUUAAACCACACAACCAAGUGUUGUGGGGUGUAAGUGCAAAAAAAAGCAACAAAAAUAAAAUUUACAGUUACUGAAAAG
Microtus ochrogaster (prairie vole) is the source of this 4825-nucleotide messenger RNA. It is a transcript of the gene Gpr135, whose product is annotated as G protein-coupled receptor 135. The record is from RefSeq and is a predicted model, not a curated record. NCBI's taxonomy places the organism in Eukaryota, Metazoa, Chordata, Mammalia, Rodentia, Cricetidae. Gene Ontology annotation, biological process: G protein-coupled receptor signaling pathway. Gene Ontology annotation, cellular component: membrane. Bases 3148 to 4521 code for a protein of 457 amino acids. The transcript has a single exon. Gene Ontology annotation, molecular function: G protein-coupled receptor activity.